Molecule: messenger RNA, 3066 nt
Organism: Pelobates fuscus (common spadefoot toad)
Lineage: Eukaryota; Metazoa; Chordata; Amphibia; Anura; Pelobatidae
Product: serine/threonine-protein kinase N2-like
Exons: 18
Coding region: 1-3066 (1021 amino acids)
Biological process (GO): protein phosphorylation
Cellular component (GO): nucleus; cytoplasm
Molecular function (GO): protein serine/threonine kinase activity; ATP binding
Source: RefSeq, a predicted model, not a curated record
AUGCUAAGAACUAUACCAGAUGCCCAUCUACAAGAUGGAGUUUCCAGCCUCGAAUGGGCAAAUGCAUUAAACACAAUCAAGCUGGAAAAUGAGCGCCGAAAAACCGGAAGUGAUGCUCAAUCAAUAUUACAUCAGGCAAAUGAAAAGCUGGACCUCCUUAAAUAUUCUAUGGAGGAACUAGUGAAAGAACUUCCUGAUAGCCAUCCCAGGAAGAGUAUUACCACCGAGGAAUUGUCCCUUAUUUCUAACAUAUCCAAGCCCGCAGCACUAACGGGUACCCUGAAAGUGAAAGUAAAGAGCUGUAACAAUAUUCUGGAGAAUGUACCUGGCAGACUAAAAGACCCGUCAGUUGUUCUCCCAGGAAGGAGGACACGUCAAGGAGGAAGAUUCUCAUUAAUGAGCCGGAUCAGAAAAAACAACCGUGUUGGCAGUCAGAACAUCCGAGAGACUGUUGGCUUUUCCAACGAGGUCCGUGCUCAGCUGAAGAUUGACCAGAUUCCAAUGGGUUCAACCAGUUGGAAAACUGUGUCUAAUCCAUCCUGGAAUGAGACAUUUAAACUGGAGUUAAAUAAGUCCCGGGAGCUGGAAUUAUCUCUAUAUUGGCACGAUCGGAGAUCACUGUGUGCCACAAAGACACUGAAGUUGGAGGAAUUCCUAGUGAACCGGAAACAGGAACUGUGCUUACAACUGGAGCCACAGGGCACCCUUUUCAUCAAGGUAACAUUUUCCAGUCCUUUCAUCCAGAAAAGGCCAAAACUUCAGACAAUUAGGAAAUUCUUCUCCAAAAAACAAGAAGAGACCAUACAGCCCGCUCUAGAGGAGGAUACAGCUAUUGCCAUCCUACCAUUGCCAGUGUCGGACACUGAAAGCGUGGUUCCAUCACCGCCCGCUGUCGCUAGUAAUAGUGAAGAGACUAUGCAAUCAGCAUCUGAGGAGGAUACAAUAUCUGGUAGUCUUCCAUUGCCAGUAUCAGACACUGAGAGUGUGGUUCCAUCACCGCCCGCUGUCGCUAGUAAUAGUGAAGAGACCAUCCAUUCAGCAUCUGAGGAGGAUAUAAUAUCUGGCAGUCUUCCUUUGCCAGUAUCGGACACUGAGAGCGUGGUUCCAUCACUGCCGGCUGUAGAUACCGAUACUGAGGAGACCAGCCCAUCAACAUCUGUGGAGGAUAUAAUAUUUGGUAGUCUUCCUUUGCCAGUAUCGGACACUGAAAGGGUGGUUCCAUCACCGCCCGCUGUCACUAGUAAUAGUGAAGAGACUAUACAAUCAACAUCUGAGGAGGAUAUAACAUUUGGUAGUCUUCCUUUGCCAGUAUCAGACACUGAGAGUGUGGUUCCAUCACUGCCCGCUGUCACUAACGAUCCUGAAGAGAUUAUCCAAUCAGCAUCUGAGGAGGAUAUAACAUUUGGCAGUCUUCAUUUGCCAGUAUCAGACACUGAGAGGGUGGUUCCAUCACCGCCCUCUGUUGAUACCGAUACUGAAGAGAUUAUCCAAUCAGCAUCUGAGGAGGAUAUAAUAUCUGGUAGUCUUCCAUUGCCAAUGUUUAACACUGAGAGCGUGGAGUCAUCACCGCCGGCUCUAGAUACCGAAUCGGAAGAGACCAUCCAAUCAGCAUCAGAGAAUGAUAUAAAAUCUGACAAUUCUUCAUUUCCAGUAUUUGACACUGAGAGCGUGGAGACAUCACCGCCAGUUUACGAUACCUAUACGGAUGAGAUUAUCCAGUCAGAUGAGGAUAGAAUAUAUGACAGUCCUCCAGUGCCAGAAUUUAUCACUCUGAGCCCAGAGUCAUCAUGGUCAAUUAGCGUUUCUCCUGUAGUAACAUCGGACACUGAUGCUGAGCCAAAAGAUUUUCCUGUUGCGGAUCGUACAUCUUUUUGCAGCGAUCAGCCAGGACAUCAUAUUAGGAUCCCAGAUAGUCUGUAUCGGGAUUAUGGAGCAUGCCAAGACGAUUCUAUGGACUACACUUCAAACCACGUGCCAUGUGAUACACCUCAGCUUGAUGGUAGAGUCUCCAAUCAGGAAACCAGUGUCCUUCAAGAUCCGGAACAGUAUGAGGACCCAUGCAUCCAGCGAGGAGUACAACUGAGCCUCGAGGAUUUCCAGUGUCUCUCUGUGCUGGGCAGAGGACACUUUGGAAAGGUUCUACUUGUUGACCACAAACGUACAAACACCACGUUCGCCCUAAAAGUCCAGAAAAAAAGAAAGAUAAUUGCAUCUGAUUGUAUUGACUAUCUUAAACAUGAGAAGAACAUCUUUCAGACCGUAAGCCGCAAACGACACCCAUUCCUUGUGAAUUUGUUCGCUAGUUUCCAGACAGAAGAUCUUGUCUGCUUUGUGAUGGAAUAUGCCGCUGGUGGGGACCUACUGUCAACUCUAACUAACAACAUGGUGGCUUUUACAGAAAACAGAGCUAUGUUUUAUGCGGCGUGUUGUGUGCUUGGCCUCGAAUUUUUACAUAAAAAAAAUAUUGCUCACAGAGAUCUCAAAUUGCGGAAUAUCGUUGUAGACAAGGACGGAUACACCAAAAUUACCGACUUCGGUCUUGGCAAACAAGGGAUGGGAUUUCACGAUCGAACCCACACUUUCUGUGGCACUCUGGAAUAUAUGGCGCCGGAAAUAUUUGAGAGAAAACCGUACACAAGAUCUGUUGAUUGGUGGAGUCUGGGCGUAGUAAUUUAUGUCAUGCUGUGUGGAAGGUUUCCCUUUACAGGUAAAGAUCGAGAGACAGAGAUAUCGUAUAAGGUUGUUAACACCGAACCUGACUAUCCGGAGUUCCUGUCUUUAGAAGCACUCACAAUAAUAAAAAGUCUUAUGAAUAAAAAUCACAGAACCCGUAUAAGAGCCAGGAUUGGUCCCUGUGACAUCAAGAAACAUCCUUUUUUCAAAGAAAUGGACUGGAGUGCGUUAUUUUCUAAGAACAUCAUACAUCCGUUUGUACCAUCUAUUGCCGGACCAGAGGACGAAAGAGCUUUUACACCACCGGACCCCAUUCUAACACCACCGGAAGAAUCGCCUUUAGAAGACCAAGACCUGUUCCAAGAUUUCGACUGGGUGUCCGAUUGGAUUUGA